CCUGAAACUAGACUUUCCACCUUGUUCUGCGGUUUGGUGCAAUGCGAACAGUGUUAGAUAGUAAAGGCAGGAACCUCCCACUCCUCCUAUUGCUAUAACAACCACAAGUCGACCGGUGUGACUCGAUGGCACAACGGCUCCACGGCCGGCUGCCAUCCUCCGACCUCCAGCUCUCAGCAUCGCCGCUCAGCACUGACUGGUCCCCGCCCCGACAGCAGCAGGAAGAGGCGGAGGAGGAGGAAAGCUUGCAUGUGUUGCCCCGUUCGGUGAUGUGAUCAGCGGGGAGGCUCUGGCUCAGGAUCCGCUACGUCAGACAGAUUACUCAAAUAACCUCUCGGGGUAGGACAUACCCGCCAUCCCCCCAUGGGCUUGCCUUGCAUGGACGAGUGUGGUGAUCCUCCAGCAGCGUCUCCUCAUCUCUUCUCCUCCACCCUCCCUUCUUUCCUUUCCCACCAACCCCGGUGCGAAAUGGCGAAAGAAAACGGCGAGUCCAGCGACGGGUCUUGGAAAAAGCACGUAGAUGACAUCAAGAGCAGCUUUGACUUCAAGGAAGUCCUCGGAACCGGUGCGUUUUCUGAGGUGGUGAUGGCUCGGGAGAAGGCCACGGGAAAGAUGGUGGCGAUCAAGUGCAUCCCCAAGAAGGCGCUCAAGGGAAAGGAGACGAGCAUCGAGAACGAGAUCGCCGUGCUUAGGAAGAUAAAACAUGAGAAUAUUGUGGCUCUGGAGGACAUCUACGAGAGCUCCAAUCACUUGUACCUCAUAAUGCAGCUGGUGUCUGGUGGGGAGCUGUUUGACCGGAUUGUAGAAAAGGGCUUCUACACAGAAAUGGAUGCCAGUCGGCUAAUUCGGCAGGUUUUGGAUGCUGUCAACUAUCUCCACUCCAUGGGCAUAGUGCACAGGGACCUGAAGCCAGAGAACCUGCUGUACUUUAGUCCUCAUGAUGAUUCAAAGAUCAUGAUCAGUGACUUUGGCUUGUCAAAGAUGGAAGGCACAGGUGGCGUCAUGGCCACAGCCUGCGGGACCCCUGGAUAUGUCGCUCCUGAGGUUUUGGCGCAGAAGCCCUACAGUAAAGCAGUGGACUGCUGGUCCAUUGGGGUCAUUGCUUAUAUUCUGCUUUGUGGCUACCCUCCAUUCUACGACGAGAAUGACUCGAAGCUCUUUGAGCAGAUUCUCAAGGCAGACUAUGAGUUUGACGCACCAUAUUGGGAUGACAUCUCAGACUCUGCCAAAGACUUCAUCAGCAGCUUAAUGGAGAAGGACCCUGAGAAGAGAUUCACAUGCGACCAGGCUCUUGAGCACCCCUGGAUUGCUGGAGACACGGCUCUGUGCAAGAACAUACAUGAAUCCGUCAGUCGCCAGAUGCGCAAAAACUUUGCCAAAAGCAAAUGGAGGCAAGCGUUCAAUGCGACGGCUGUGAUCCGCCACAUGAGGCGCCUGCAGCUCGGCACCAGCUUUGGGAGCAGCACCAACUCUGCACCGGACCCUCAGAGCCGAGCUCCGGCCAAAAGCCAGUCUGUGGACUGUGCCCCGCUCUCCCUGAAGGACUGUCCUCCUAUAGCUCCUCUUCCAUCUGUUGUUAAAGUGCACAACCGGGACUCUGACAUUCCUGUACCCCUAGAGGAGCCCCAGGUGGUGGCUGAACCCGCUCGGCCUCGCCCCUCCACUGUCACGGUCAUCCACACUGGGACUAAAUGACGCCAGGUUCCGCGGGAGGUGAGCUGGGAGACCACCGAGCUUUGAGACCACAGUUUUGGGUCUCAUGAUGCGACAUGGUUGCCCAGUUUGCCUAUCCCGCUGCCUCCCAUCUGUUCAUGCCAAACCCGGGGGAGGAAUUUGAGGAGUGCUGGCUUGGCCACAUUUAGCACGGCCGGGCGCGACACCCAAUGCUUCCCUUCACAUCAUCACGCAGACCUGGAAGUUCAGAGGGGGAAGGGAAGACUGACCUGAAGCUGCGGUUGUGUGCAGACGGCGGCUUGUCUGGAAGGCCAACAGGCGGCUGCUGUGGGAGUCGCAGGACUAAACUGAACUCUCUCUUAGAGCUGCUGCCUGUCUUGAUUGUGAAAGGUUGUUCCCUUGUAUGCCUUGUGUAAAUAUCCUGCCUGGAACCGUUCUGUAGAGUCAUGUUAUGCAGGUGAAAUGCAAGCUUCAAGCCGUGGUUAAUACUUGUGCCAUCAACUGCACUUUGAACUUCCUGUUGUUCGGGCGGCUCCUGUCCAAGCCGCUGAGGUGUUUGCUGUGAUGGCUCACAGCAUCAUAACUUCCAACAGUAUGGCUGUCAGUGUUGCGUGUUUGCUUUUUUUUUCUGGUAUGGUUACAAUCAGAGCACGACAAUGUGCAUUGGUCAUGGCUGUGAUCGCAAAUGUUUGAUUAUCUAUUGGAAUAUUUAUUUUCUUAUAAUAUAUAACUUUUUGUAAGAAUAUAAUUUGCUGAGAUGUGUACAUGUUUAUUAAAACUGGACUUGCAGUUAGUUGCCACAUAAGUACAGUAUCUAAUAGAUGUGACUUUGUAAUUGCUGUUUUAUUUAAUGAGUUUUGAUGUAACUGUAAAGUCCUCCUUUAUCCACAGGAGGGCGCUUUAUGAGUUCUCAGGGAUCUGCAGGGAUGUGUGCUAGAAUCUAACCAAACGCCUCUGUGUGAUCAAUCACAGCUGACUCAUCCAACCUAUCAAAAAGAUUUAAAAAACCCAUCCAAGUACAGCUUUUUAUCCCCAUGUUCCACAGGGAUAGAUGUUUACAUCCUGACACUAUGUUUCUUCUUGGUAAACCUUGAAAAUGACAACCCAUGUGUCCAUUUCUGACUGCAAAGAUAUACGGAUGUGAAGGUAUCCUGGUAAAUUUUGCUCCCGCUGCAGAGUCAGAUGAGUGUACAGUGGUGCAGUUAAAGUAUCGUGCUCUGCUUCCGCUCCUGAAGUGGCUGCUCUGAGAACAGCUCAGCCACUCUGUGUUUAAUCACUGUGUUUUCAUACCAGCCUGUUGAAUUUAGCAGAAAGACUCUUGUCCUUUUCCCCCCCUUCUGCUCUGUUGCUCUCUAAAGACUGGCUUUCACGGAGAAGAGAAGGGGUCCAUCUUUGUAUUUUCUCUGUGCUUUCUCUACUUUAAUCACUCAACAUGAAUGUUGAAUUUUAAAAAAAAAUCUGGAAAAGAAACAAGUGCAUGGCCAGUAUCUAAGGUUUUACCACCUUUUAACCAUCAAUAAAUAUGGUUAAUAUGAAAGAUUUUGGAUAUCUACUUACUGUAAAUACAAAAACUACAACAUUCAA
Girardinichthys multiradiatus is the source of this 3258-nucleotide messenger RNA. RefSeq names its product calcium/calmodulin-dependent protein kinase 1Db (gene camk1db). Gene Ontology annotation, biological process: peptidyl-serine phosphorylation. Gene Ontology annotation, cellular component: cytoplasm; intracellular anatomical structure. NCBI's taxonomy places the organism in Eukaryota, Metazoa, Chordata, Actinopteri, Cyprinodontiformes, Goodeidae. The transcript has 12 exons. Bases 364 to 1695 code for a protein of 443 amino acids. The record is from RefSeq and is a predicted model, not a curated record. Gene Ontology annotation, molecular function: calmodulin binding; ATP binding; calcium/calmodulin-dependent protein kinase activity.